AUGAACGUACCAAAAAUGUCUCUUUUUAAUUAUUUUUCAUUGUUUUGCCUCAUUUUUUCAUUAACUGGAAGCUUUGGAGCCAUCAAUUUUACGACAUCGUCCCCUGUUGUUAACGAAUAUCCCAUCGUUGGCGUGUUGGCGCAAGAGAUAGCGUAUUCGCUGGAACAAAAGUAUCCAGGACAAUAUAAAAGUUUUAUUGCUGCCUCUUAUGUCAAAUUUGUCGAAGGGGGAGGAGCACGCGUCAUUCCAAUUUUUAUUGACCGACCAAAAUCGUAUUACGAGGAAAUCAUGCGGAAAGUUAAUGGAAUUUUAUUUCCUGGAGGAGCCACAUGGUUCAAUCAGAGUAAUGGUUAUGCGGAUGCCGGAAUGUUCAUCUACAACAUUGCCAAAGAGUUAAAUGAUAACGGGACUUAUUUUCCAAUUUGGGGAACUUGUUUAGGAUUUGAGUUAUUGACUUAUUUGGACUCGAAUGCGACGGAGCAUCGGGAUGAUUGUUCGUCACAUAACCAGGCGUUGCAUUUGGAUUUUAAAGCUGAUGCUUUGAGUUCGCGACUUUUUAGUGUCGCUCCAAAAGAAGUAAUUGAAGAUUUACGAACGAAACCUGUGACAUCGAAUUUUCAUCAAUAUUGCGUGACGGAAAAGGCAAUGAAAGAAGCUCAGAUAGCAGAAAAUUGGCGUGUCAUGUCGACAAACUUGGAUUGGAAUGGAUUUGAGUUUAUUUCAACGAUAGAACAUGUCAAAUAUCCAUUUUACGGCGUUCAAUUCCAUCCAGAGAAAAAUUUAUACGAAUGGAUUCGCAACAAGAACAUCACUCACACAAAGGAAUCCACAAGAACUUCUCAAUAUUUCGCUGAAUUUUUCGUCGAUGAGUGUCGCCGUAGCAAAAACAACUUCAACGGAAACUCCACAGAAGAAGAUCUUUACAUGAUCUAUAAUUUCCCGUUAACUUUUACAGGCAAACGAAAGUCAAGCUAUGAGGAAUGUUACUUGUUCAAAGCUGAUGUCGACUAUUUCAACGGAGCUAAAAGUGUUGCGAUUGGAUUUGGAGUUCUUCUUUUAAGCACAGUUCAUGUUUGGAUUUAAUUUUGAUAUUUGAGAAAAAAUUGACGUCCAUUUUUUAAGAAAAAUUCGGGAUUUAGAACAAUUUAUUAGUAAAGAUUGAA
Culicoides brevitarsis is the source of this 1163-nucleotide messenger RNA. Its product is annotated as gamma-glutamyl hydrolase-like. The record is from RefSeq and is a predicted model, not a curated record. NCBI's taxonomy places the organism in Eukaryota, Metazoa, Arthropoda, Insecta, Diptera, Ceratopogonidae. Gene Ontology annotation, cellular component: vacuole. The transcript is spliced from 5 exons. Gene Ontology annotation, molecular function: gamma-glutamyl-peptidase activity. Bases 1 to 1083 code for a protein of 360 amino acids. Gene Ontology annotation, biological process: tetrahydrofolylpolyglutamate metabolic process.